AUGGAUGACCUUCCGCUCAAGGCACCGCUCUAUCAUGCUUAUUUUAGCAGAGACCGUCGUAUCUGGGCUUAUGUCAUACAAAUGGAAGGGAAAGGUACAGGUUCCAGCCAUGAAGUAGUAACGUCACCAAUCGAGCACUUCACCUGUGAACCACAUAGGGUCGUCUACGACGUUACCUUCCGGUUUGUCAACAAUAUCCGCACGAUGACGUUAGGCAAAGAGAGGUUUCAUGGUCGAGUACCUUGGAAGACAUUCGCGUCCAAUGGUUCUCUAUCUUCUACCUAUAACGAAACUAAUUACUGGGCCUACCAAUCUCUCGCCGAUGCUCUCGCUCAGCAUAUCAACGGCACUAUGUGGAUGCCUCGGAACAACGAACCGUCCACCGAUACCUUGCUAAGCUAUACUCCACUUGUGGGAUUCAUAACUACAGAGAACCCCAAUAAAACCGUGUUGGAAUUCGUCCUCUAUCCAAAACUCAACUUUCGAGAUAAGCUUGCUGAACUUGUCCGCAACUUCUCCAUCUCCCUACUCGCAGAGCCCAGUGUGCAUAUCUACACGACUCAACCGGGGGAGUGCCAGGUUACCAACUGGGUUUCCAGAUGGGAAUACAACAAGGUUCCGCUCUGGAUAGCAUACGGCUCAUUAUGUCUCAUUGGUAUGAUGGGUCUAAUUCUUGGCGCUUUUUCCAUCGGUUUCAAUGGUUGCACUAGCGACAUGGCGUUUUCCAAGAUUGUCUGCACAACUCGAAAUACUAGUCUAGAUCAAGCAGUUAUGGAUAGCCAUUUUGGAGUUCAUCCUUUGUCUAAGAGACUCUUGGAAACAAAACUUCGGUUUGGAGAGAUUGUUAGUGAGGGUCAUGCUGGGUUUGGGCUUGAACGCCAGGUCACUACACUGGAGAAGGGAAGAUGUGAGCCUAGGCUAGCAUAG
Molecule: messenger RNA, 927 nt
Organism: Fusarium coffeatum
Lineage: Eukaryota; Fungi; Ascomycota; Sordariomycetes; Hypocreales; Nectriaceae
Exons: 1
Coding region: 1-927 (308 amino acids)
Source: RefSeq, a predicted model, not a curated record